Molecule: messenger RNA, 689 nt
Organism: Gamsiella multidivaricata
Lineage: Eukaryota; Fungi; Mortierellomycota; Mortierellomycetes; Mortierellales; Mortierellaceae
Exons: 2
Coding region: 100-552 (150 amino acids)
Source: RefSeq, a predicted model, not a curated record
ACCAACAACCCGUUCUAUUAUUCCUACCUCGUCAACACUCGUCUCUGAGGGUAGAUCCUCAUCCCUACUGCCAACUAUACUAAGGACCAUCAAUCCAGUAUGAUGGUCGAUGGAAACCACUACAAGUCACUCCAACCGGAAUCGUACAAACCCUCGAUUUCCUUACGUCCAAGGAAAAAAAAAACAUUCGAUCGUUACGCUCGUCCCAAUCUACAAAAAAAAAAAAAAAAAAAAGACAGGCCAUUAAGCACAUUGAAAACAAUUGCCGAGCGACCCGAUCACUCCGAUGAUCUCUACCACAAUAGACCUUCGUUCCAGUCGUCAAUCAAGUCAAGCUCCCUCUUGUUACCACUGCCAUGUCCCCCGCUACAGUACCUUUCAUUUCCUUCUACCAAUAUGAGACGACUUAAAAAUGAGUGUCCACCAUUAGACUGGAUGACCUUCAGCCUUGCUCGCAUUGAACCAACCAAACGAUCUGGUAUCUCGGCACCAAUGCUGUUCCAUACACCCUCGAGGAUCCUCUUGAGUUCAUCGAUACUCGUUGGUUUGUGACCGGCCGUGUUAAGGCGAUCCGUGAGGGUGGAUCAAAGGUUCUCGAUUGGGUUCAAGUUUGAUCCUCCUAAUAAAUCCGGCACUUUUGAUGUCUUCAUCUCCAGAAAAACCAGAUUGGACGUGCGUUGUCCACCAAG